AUGACUAAGACUCCUUUUACUGGAAAGGCUGAAAAAGUAGGUGUGCUCAUUGGGCUAAUACAUUUGGAUGUAUGUGGACCCUUAAAGACACCAGCCAGAGGAGGUUAUUCGUAUUUCAUUACGUUUAUAGAUGACCAUUCUAGAUUUGGUUAUGUGUACCUAAUAAAGUACAAGUUUGAAACUUUUGAAAAGUUUAAAGAGUUUAAGGCUGAGAGGUUCAAGAACCACAAACUGACAUCCCUUUUGGAACUUGAGUCGACUGUUGAAGCAUUGGAUGCUCAAAUUAGUACUCAAGAAACACAAGUGCUCCGUAGAUCUAUAAGACAGAGACAACUUCCAAAGAGAUAUAGAUUUAUGAUGGAAAGAGAUGCUCUGCCAAUUGACAAGGAGCCUACUAAUUAUGAGAAAGCAAUAUUUGAUAUUGAUUCUGAUAAGUGGUUGGAGGCCAUGAAAUCUGAGAUGGAUGCCAUGCAUGUCAACUAA
Theobroma cacao (cacao) is the source of this 483-nucleotide messenger RNA. The record is from RefSeq and is a predicted model, not a curated record. NCBI's taxonomy places the organism in Eukaryota, Viridiplantae, Streptophyta, Magnoliopsida, Malvales, Malvaceae.